AUGGCACAUAAUUUACCAGGCGAGAAAAGUGCUUGGAUACCAGAUUUAAUCGGACCGAUUUUUAAGAGAGACAGUUUGACGUUAAAACAGGCAUUAGAUUUGCGUAAUGCAGAUGAGCAGAUUCAUCAUAUGGCUACUUUCGUUCCCGAUGAGGUGUUAUACGGAAUAGAUUUGUCGAAGAAAGAUUUUCGAAGAUUUCAAGCCGUUUUAAUGUUUCUGCAGAUAACAAUUGCCACAAUAGCAGCGAUAAAUCCAGACUUUGGUGUGCAGUUAAGAAGUUACUUGAUGAAACCUGUAAUCCAACAAAUCGAAAAGAGCCAGUCACUUGAAUUUCUAACGGAGAUCAGGCAAAUCACUGCAAUCUCCCUCGAUGUUAUCGCCAAUAAAUGUCCAGACCACGAAUUAAUUCUCUUGGCCGAUCGUUGCUUUAUACUUUUGCACAGUAUAGCUGCGAAAUAUGCGGGUUGCAUUAACGCGUUGAGCCUCUACGACAAGAAUAUCUUGUUCUGCAUCGUAUUCGGAAUACGCGGAUCCGACAACGACGAUCAGUUUAAAAUUAACGAGACCUGUAAAAAUGCGGUCACUUGCGCGAUACAUAUGCUGCAAGCGGUAAAGAACGUUGCCGGAAUAAUUAGUGCGUUUGUCGGCGUCUCAACAGGAAUGGCUUACUGUGGUGUGAUCGGACACAGCGCUAGAAAGCAUUACGCGGUUAUCGGAUUGCCCAUCGUCAAAGCUGAAAAGAUAAUGGAUAUUUCUUACAACAAAAUUUCCUGUGACCAUGAUACUGUGCUGCACAGUCGUUUGAGCAAAGACCAAUUUCGUUCUCGAGGGGUGAGAUCACUGCAAUUUGAGAAAUGUCACAUCUACGAUCUUGACUAUUCGCGAAUAAAGAAAGAUGUCGAAACGUCUUCUUUGGAUUAUUGUUAUCCGAUUUUGGGUAGAACGCAUGAAUUGGAAUGCUUCGACAAUAUUUUGGACGAUAUCGGAGUGGCAGAUCGGAAUUAUUCGGGAUUAUUGAUUGAGCUGCAAACAAAGAUUUGCAUCUUGCUGGAUGACAUUCAGUACAUGAAUUAUAAAUCUUGGCAAUUUUUGUCAUCAGCACUUAACAAUCCAAAUGUCAUCAUAGUGAUGACGAUGCUGAAGCCGAAUUCCUUGAAAAAUUUAACAGAUGCCGAAGUAGAAAUCUGUAAAGAUGAAAGGCUGACAAAGUGUACGUUAAACGGUCUGGAGCCAAAUCUACUUCCAGUAUUCGCGUGCCAAUUUCUAAAUGUCCUAGGAAUAUCUAGAAAAUUGAAAAUGGAUCUGCAAAGGUGCCAGGAUGGUCGUAUAGACUGUUGCGAAACAUUUUUAACUUCUAUUCUUCAGAAUAAUGCUUUGGAUUUUAUUACGAUAGAACUCAGCCAGUUAAAAAAACAUGAUUUGUUUUUUCCAUACAUCUCUCUUGUAACGAAAUUACCAGUUGAUUUGACUUUAGAAGAGCAAAUACCGCCUUUACAGUGGAAGCAGAUAAAACAUUUAAAUGUUUGCAUAGAAAACAAAGAGUAUUCUAACAUUUACAAUGUAGGUGAUGUAAAAGGUAGGUAUGCCGUUAAAACGUUUUAUUUUGUCACUGUAGAAAUGAUGGCUGAGAUUUACCACAAAAUGAACCCUUAUGAGCAAAGUCUUAUUACGUGCGCUGCAACGUUAGGCAAAGUGUUUAAGCGAUACGUGCUGCAAAACGUGAUGCCAAACGCGAUCUUGCCACACACCAACAAAGGUGACGCAUCUUUGGUCCAGUAUGCUCACUGUAAAAUGCUGGAGUUUAAAGUCGAUCUGUUUCGCAAAGUAAUAUACGAUAUGCAAUCGGACGCAGAGAAACGGGACCACCAUGCUAGGAUAGUGAAAUUGUACAUCCAAGAUGCCCGUAAAUGCAUUUCCUGCGGUGGUCGUAACUUUUUAAAAAUUCCCAGCAAAGAGAUAUUCAUGGAGAAAGAAAGCCCGAUAGAAUCAGCCAGAGUUUCGUUGACUCGUCGCCGCUCGAUUGUCGAGAAUCAAAACGAUAAAUGGUCACUCGCAAGGCGGAGUGUACUUUCUGUGAGCGCAAUCGCCUCAAGGAGACCAGAAUCUUCCGACACGCGCAGGAUAUCCCUCUUGCCGAUGUAUCUCGAUGAUGAAGAGGAUGAAGGGGAGAUGAAUGAAAUACUCGAUUUUGUAAUGGAGUACAGCGCCGGACUGAUACAAACUGCGCAACCACUUUACGCUAUUACACUGCUUACGGUCGCCACUAAGAGAAAUGAGGCCGCCGAGAAAGAGGAGAGCAACCUGGAGGAAAAUAUUACAAAUAAAAGAAUCAUCCUGAUAUUAAUGGGUCUGUGUGCAUUUCUCUAUGUGCAAGAUAAGUUAAAAGUAGCGCAGGUAGCCGCUAUACGAAGUGUCAAACUCGGUUUUCCGAGCGCUGACAAUUUUGCGGAAAAGGGCGAGAUAUAUCUCGCAGCUGUUCAAGUAUUGUAUCGCACGAAAAACAUGAAGUUACUGCGAGAGGUUGAGAGAUCGAUGCUGGCUAUUAUAAAAGUAAAGACUACCUGGUACGAUGCCGAGGAAAUAGUGAUGGUGGCCAAUAUCUAUCACACGAUGUAUCAAACUAGGGCAUUAGGAGGCAAACUGGAGGAAGCGGUAGACAUGGGUAUCAGAGUCUUGAAGAUAUCUGUUGCGCUGCACCUUAAUAAGCUGAUGCUAAUUAUCGUGCCAUCGUUAAUCGAGAUAAUGCUGUGGACGAAACGUAUUAAUGAUGCCGUCGAUCUGAUGCAGCAGCUAUUCUUCUUAGCAGACAGCGACAUAGAUUUGUCAGCCAGAACGUGGUAUUACGCUCUUUCUUUAGAACUCAUGCUGGACGCAGGGAUAGUACUGGAAUCAUAUGAUUCGUCUUAUACUUACUACAAGAAAUUCAUAGCUUACAGAUCGAAAUCCUGCGUAAUGCGCGAUCCGCAAAGUUUGUGCCGUUUAAUGACGUGUCUGUGGAUGUAUCAAAUUAGAAUGGGAUACGCUGUUAUCAACUCGGUGGAAUGCAGAAUGGAGGAAUACAUGACAGAUAUAAAUUAUUAUAAUUUUGCUCAAAUCUUCUCUUGCUGCAUGAGACUGGAAUGUUGCUUAUUGAUACUGUUGCGCUGCGUCAAUUUGAAGAACUCUACCGAGCUGCUCACCUUGAUUCAGAAUACUGGCAAAAUGAUCAAGUGCCUCAACGGUAUCUCUAGUCACGCGGCGGUCGUAAAACCGCGUUUAUACCUGUUGGUAGCAUACUUGUACGUCAUUCGCGGCCGUAAAUCGAGCACGCGAUUUUAUUUGCACAAAGCGCAGAAAUUCGCCAGCUCGCAAGGGAACAAGAUGAUAUCGGCGUGGAUCAUACAGAACAAACGGACGUGGAUAGAGAAGAUUUAUAAUAAUAUGGCGCAAUACUGGUUGGAAUACGUUGAAUCGGAAGACAUCGUGGCCUGGCAAUAUAUCCGUAAUUUCAACAUCGAUACCUGGUCUACUAUUCUUUAUUCUUUAUCAACACCCGAUGCACACGUGUAAGAAUUCGUACGGAAAGCACCUGUAUA
Messenger RNA from Ooceraea biroi (clonal raider ant), 3575 nucleotides. RefSeq lists its product as uncharacterized. The record is from RefSeq and is a predicted model, not a curated record. Gene Ontology annotation, molecular function: adenylate cyclase activity. Lineage: Eukaryota; Metazoa; Arthropoda; Insecta; Hymenoptera; Formicidae. Gene Ontology annotation, cellular component: cytoplasm.